CAUUUAAUAACAAAAACAAAAACAAUUGAGUGCGUUCAGAAACUUUUUUUUUUAUCAAAUCUUAUUUUUUUCAUAUUUAAAUCAUCAAAAAUUAUUCAAGUUUCCUUAAAAAUAUCGUCAAAAUAUUGUAUUCGCAAUGAAUGCAAAGAUUGAAGUCGACAUCGAACUCGACAAUCAUUUAGAAAAAUGUCGGUGCUGCUUCCGGAUUUUGGAAGAAACUGACAAAUUUGUCAAUAUUGAUGAAAUUGUUCAGAGAAAUUUCUACGAUUUGACUCAGAUUGAGCUCAUCACAUCCACAGACUUUUCAGCAAAGAUCUGCUCCUUCUGCCAAAAUGACCUUCAUGUAUUCUCAAAUUUUCGUACCAGCCUCAUUACCAACCAGCUAAAGCUCUACAGCCACAUCCAGUCAAUUCAGGUACACGACUUUACCAAACCAGACAACAAAAAGUUUCAUUUUGAGUCCAGCAAUCAAUACACAGACUUAAGUCACUCAUUUUCAUCAAAUGUCAAGAUUAAGACAGAAAAGGAAGAUCCAGAAGACAUUUUUGUUGAUUGCGAGACGAUAAUUGAGGAAAAAGCUGAAAGGUCAAGAAAAAGAAGUCAAACUUUAAAGCCCAAAAAGUGCUGUGAGAUUUGCGGCUCGUCAGUCAAUAAUUAUCGUCGACAUGUCCUUAAAGUCCAUCUUCAUGUUAAGAAUUAUUUUUGUGAUUUGUGUGGAUUUGCGUCAUUUUUCAGAUGCGACCUGGAACAGCACAUGAAAGUUCAUGUCAAAAAGUCAAUUAAGCAGCAACAGACUUUCUAUUGUGAAUCAUGUGGACUCGAAUUUAAUAAGAAAUUUCAUCUUAAUGCUCACGUCAGAGCAAAGCACACCGAAAAAGUCAGAAGUCACCUGUGUCACAUUUGCAACAAAGCAUUUUUCUCAACCGAAAAUCUCAAGAAGCACGUCGAGUCACACAACGAUAAGGACAUGCCAUGCGAGUUUUGUGGAAAAUUAUUCUCGUGCAUCAACAAUUUGAGGACGCAUUUGUAUUAUCAUUCAGAUCCAAAGUUUAUUUGUGAUGUUGAGGGAUGUGGAAAGAAGUUUUAUAUGAGGAAAAGACUGCGGGCGCAUAUGAAGACUCAUGCGAAUCAGAAGGAUCAUGUGUGCACUUACUGCGAUAAGAGAUACUUUUCUCAGAUUACUUCAGUUAUUCGACCUCUUUCGGUUCGUGCUUUCUCAACCUCAUCGCGUCUCUUAGGCGAGGAAUCUCGUGGACCAUCAUUUGCCUUAUCAGACGAUCAACGAGAGUUUCAAUCACUUGCUAGAAAGUUUGCACGUGAAGAAAUCAUCCCAGUUGCUGCAAAGCACGAUCAAACUGGCGAAUAUCCUUGGGAUAUUGUCAAAAAGGCAUGGGAAAUUGGUUUGAUGAAUCAUGGAAUUCCAGAGCAUUGCGGUGGACAUCCUUUAGGCAACCUUACAACUUGCAUUAUGGCUGAAGAGUUAGCUUAUGGAUGCAGUGGUAUUCAGACGGCAAUGGAAGCAUCAGGUCUCGGUCAAACGCCAGUUAUCCUCUCCGGAUCAAAGGAACAACAAAAGAAGUAUCUUGGACGUCUUAUCGAAGAACCACAAGUUGCUGCUUAUUGCGUCACUGAACCAUCAGCAGGAUCAGAUGUAAAUGGUGUCAAAUCCCGUGCAGUCAAGAAAGGAGAUGAAUACAUUCUCAAUGGACAGAAGAUGUGGAUUACAAAUGGUGGAGUUGCCAACUGGUACUUCGUACUCGCUAGAACAUCAGAAGAUCCAAAAGCACCAGCAUCAAAGGCAUUUACAGGAUUUAUUGUUGAACGUGACUGGCCAGGCGUAACUCCAGGUCGAAAGGAGAUCAACAUGGGACAACGCGCAAGUGACACACGUGGAAUCACAUUUGAGGAUGUCAGAAUUCCAAAAGAGAAUGUCUUAAUUGGCGAAGGUGCUGGAUUUAAAAUUGCAAUGGGAACAUUUGACGUGACUAGAGCUCCUGUUGCUGCUGGUGCUACUGGAUUAGCACAAAGAGCUUAUGAUGAAGCACUUAAGUACUCGAUGGAAAGAAAGACCUUCGGAGUUCCAAUUGCAAAUCAUCAAGCUGUACAAUUUAUGUUAGCUGACAUGGCAAUGGGAGUUGAAUUGUCUAGACUAGCUUAUUGGAAUGCAGCAUGGACAAUAGAUCAAGGCAAACGUAAUUCAUAUGAAGCUUCAAUUGCUAAGUGCUUCGCAGCUGAUCAAGCUAACAAGAUUGCAGCUGAUGCUGUACAAAUAUUUGGUGGAAAUGGAUUCAAUUCAGACUAUCCAGUCGAGAAGCUCAUGAGAGAUGCAAAGAUUUAUCAGAUUUAUGAAGGAACAUCGCAGAUCCAGAGGAUGAUUAUUGCAAGGAAUGUUUUUGAACGUGCAAAGCAGAUGAAUUAA
Molecule: messenger RNA, 2419 nt
Organism: Chironomus riparius
Lineage: Eukaryota; Metazoa; Arthropoda; Insecta; Diptera; Chironomidae
Source: the annotation of a GenBank genome assembly